AUGACCUCCCUUAAACAAUUCAUCCGCAAUGUGCGGGCCUCCAAGACCAUUGCAGACGAGCGUGCUGUCGUCCAAAAAGAAAGUGCCGCAAUCAGGGCUAGCUUUCGAGAAGAGAGCGGGGACCACAAUAUUAGAAGGAACAAUGUCGCAAAGCUGCUAUAUCUUUUCACGCUGGGAGAACGCACACAUUUCGGCCAGAUAGAGUGCCUCAAACUCCUGGCCUCUCCAAGGUUUGCGGACAAACGACUGGGCUAUCUGGGGACAAUGCUGCUGCUCGACGAGAACCAAGAAGUCCUCACGUUGGUCACGAACUCAUUGAAGAACGAUCUUAAUCAUUCGAAUCAAUAUGUCGUUGGACUGGCCCUCUGCACCUUAGGCAACAUUGCCUCAGUUGAAAUGUCCAGAGACUUGUUUCCCGAAGUCGAGACGCUGGUGUCCACCGCCAACCCCUACAUACGUCGAAAGGCUGCGCUCUGCGCCAUGCGAAUAUGCCGAAAAGUCCCAGAUCUGCAAGAACAUUUCCUUGAAAAAGCCAAACUAUUGUUACAGGAUAGAAAUCAUGGAGUCCUCCUUUGCGGAUUGACUCUGAUAACGAGUAUGUGCGAGGCAGAUGAGGCAGAAGGUGGUGAAGAAGGCGUGGUGGAAAUGUUCCGGCCUGUUGUACCACACUUGGUCCGCACCUUGAAAAGUCUGACGAGCUCGGGAUACACUCCUGAACAUGAUGUUUCCGGGAUCACAGAUCCUUUCCUGCAAGUGAAGAUCCUUCGGCUUUUCCGAGUUCUGGGGCGCGGAGACGCUGCGACCAGCGAGCAGAUCAACGACAUUCUGGCACAGGUCGCCACCAAUACCGAAUCCACCAAGAAUGUUGGCAACGCCAUAUUGUACGAGGCGGUUCUCACUAUUCUAGAUAUCGAAGCCGACUCGGGUCUGAGGGUGCUGGGCGUCAACAUCCUAGGGAAGUUCUUGGCCAACAAGGACAACAACAUUCGAUAUGUCGCACUCAACACAUUGAUCAAGGUGGUCGCCAUUGAGCCCAAUGCGGUUCAAAGGCAUCGAAAUACCAUCCUAGAAUGCUUGAGAGACCCAGAUAUCUCCAUCCGCCGCCGGGCGCUGGAUCUCAGCUUCACCCUGAUCCGAGAAGACAAUGUACGCGUACUCAUACGAGAAUUGUUGGCUUUUCUGGAAGUCGCUGAUACCGAGUUCAAACCCGUGAUGACGACGCAAAUUGGCAUCGCCGCAGAUCGAUUCGCCCCUAACAAACGCUGGCACAUCGAUACUAUGCUGAGGAUUGUCAAGCUAGCAGGAAACUUUGUCAAAGAGCAGAUUCUGUCGUCCUUCAUUCGCCUCAUCGCCACCUCGGCGGAUCAGCAAACUUAUGCAGUCCAGAAGUUAUACGCGGCCCUGAAGUCUGACAUCACACAGGAGGCCCUGACUCUGGCUGCAGUCUGGGUCAUUGGCGAAUAUGGUGAUGCUCUCCUUCGCGGUGGAUCGUAUGAGGAAGAAGAGCUGGUGAAGGAAGUCAAAGAAAGCGACGUUGUCGACUUGUUCACGACAAUCCUCAACUCGACAUAUGCAAAUCAAGUGGUAACCGAAUACAUCAUCACUUCUGCCAUGAAGUUGACUACGAGGAUGUCUGAUCAGUCCCAAAUUGAACGAAUAAGGCGGUUAAUGAAUUCCAGAACGGCUGACCUUAGCAUUGAGAUCCAGCAGAGGGCCGUUGAAUAUAGCAACAUGUUCGGUUACGACUCCAUUCGAAGAGGUGUGUUGGAGAAAAUGCCGCCACCGGAGAUCAAGGAAGAGCAACGGGUGCUCGGCCAGUCAACCACACCUGCAAAGGACAAGCGAAAGACUCUGAAAGCGAAAACGAAUGUGAAAGUUGCGAAGACUACGGAAUCCGACAUGCUUCUUGAUCUUAUGGGCGGAUCCGAUGUGCCUGCUGUUGACACCAGCGCUACGCUGAACGGCCAACAGCAGACAGCAGACCUGCUGGCAGAUAUUCUCGGAGGUGGGAGCUCAGUUUCAAGUCCUCCACCACAAACGAAAAGCCCUGCACCACCUUCCAACGCGGAUGCCAUCAUGGACCUGUUCGGCAACGGAACUACGAAACCCGCCAGCCCUGCACCUGCUGGACCACAAGCACAUCCUGUAUACAACAAGAAUGGUUUGUCUGUUGCGAUCCAAGUCUCCAGAAGUGGUUCUGCGAUACAAGCCAUUGCAAGAUUCAAGAACACCUCCGCGUUUGAGCAGAUGUCGAAUGUCGGCUUGCAAGCUGCAGUUCCAAAGAGUCAGAAGUUGACCUUACAAGCCAUAAACAAAAGCAUAUUGGGAGUCGGCGACGAGGCUACCCAAGGCAUGAAGGUUGUUGCAGCGACGGGAGCCCUCCCCACAAAACUCCGCCUGCGGUUGAAAAUCUCGUACACCAAAGAUGGGGGUUCACCGGUGACCGAACAAGUCGACUGGACGGAGCCGUAA
This is a messenger RNA of Cladophialophora immunda, 2472 nucleotides long. RefSeq lists its product as uncharacterized. The coding region runs from base 1 to 2472 and encodes 823 amino acids. Gene Ontology annotation, biological process: receptor-mediated endocytosis; Golgi to vacuole transport; intracellular protein transport. The record is from RefSeq and is a predicted model, not a curated record. The transcript is spliced from 5 exons. NCBI's taxonomy places the organism in Eukaryota, Fungi, Ascomycota, Eurotiomycetes, Chaetothyriales, Herpotrichiellaceae. Gene Ontology annotation, molecular function: clathrin-cargo adaptor activity. Gene Ontology annotation, cellular component: membrane coat; Golgi apparatus; AP-1 adaptor complex.